Messenger RNA from Lachancea meyersii CBS 8951, 540 nucleotides. Lineage: Eukaryota; Fungi; Ascomycota; Saccharomycetes; Saccharomycetales; Saccharomycetaceae. The record is from the annotation of a GenBank genome assembly.
AUGAAGGGUACAGUAGGACUAUGGCUCAGGACUGGGUCGUUGGCACUGCGAAGUUUCUGUCUUGUUCAUGUUAUAAACUCGCACUUUUAUGAAUUUACAGAGACUCGAGGUGAGUCGAUGCUUCCGACACUAGCUGCAAUCAACGACUAUGUCCAUGCAUCAAAGAAAUAUAGAAACGGUAAAGACUGUCAGAUCGGUGAUUGCAUAGUCGCAGUCAAGCCCACAGAUCCGUACCAGAGGGUUUGCAAACGAAUUACAGGCAUGCCUGGAGAUUAUAUACUGAUAGAUCCCAGUGCCAAAGAGGGCGAUGAUAUCGAUGGACAGGCAUUCAACUCGUAUAUAAGAGUACCGAUGGGCCAUGUGUGGGUUACGGGCGACAAUUUGUCGCAGUCGUUGGACUCUCGUACUUACAAUUCUCUACCGAUGGGACUCAUCAAAGGCAAGAUAAUCGCAGCCAAUGACUUCAACAAACCUAUCUGGCACGAUGGAGCACUUUUUGGAUUUAGAAGUAUUGAAAAUAGCUAUUCGGAUGAAUUUUGA